Molecule: messenger RNA, 18494 nt
Organism: Pocillopora meandrina
Lineage: Eukaryota; Metazoa; Cnidaria; Anthozoa; Scleractinia; Pocilloporidae
Source: the annotation of a GenBank genome assembly
AUGAUGAGGAUCUCUAGUCAGGUGAGAGAUAUAUUCGUGGUAUGCCCAUCAGAAAUUACUAUUAAUUAAUCAUUUUUUUGCUCUCUUUCUUUGUACAAAAGCUACUGAGGUCAAGGACAUCUCAACCGCUACAGCUCGUUGAAUACUUGGAUCUAUCUAAUCUUGGACUAGGUACGCUUUCAGUAAGUGUUGUUUGAUUUGUUAUGUUGAUGGAAAAUGAUGGAAUCUGCUUUAUUUUACAGUAUCUCUGGAAAGACUCGAACUAUGCCCAAAGGUUCAGACCUUGAUCGUCCGUGGAAAUCGAAUUGAAGCUUUACCCGAUAUGAGAUGCUAUUCCCAGCUGUGGAAAAUUGACCUCGCUAACAAUGUGGUAAAUAUUUUUUGCCCGAGGGUAUCAUUGAGGUGGGCUUCACCUUCUUUUAUGUCCUCUCUAUACGAAAAUCAUAUUUUGCUUUAAAGCUAUCCCUUUUUGCUGGAGAUUGUUGCGUGAAAAGUAGCUUAAAACUCAAAGCUUACAACAGACUACUCACACUUGACAUGGAUAUCGAUCAGAAUUUGUAAAAUGGGAUGAAGCAUCAAAAAAGGAUAUACACUUGCGCCCGAAAAUUUAACCCUCUAGUCAUUUCACAAAUGAAUGAUUUCUUUCACUCGUGAUGUAUAGUUCUUAUAAGCUCCAAACGAGUAGUCCAUGCUAACUAAGGCUCAAUUUUAACGAGGUUGUGUUUCGCGUUAACAAUCUUUAUUCAUGAGAAUCUGUUUACUUAGUGUUUUGUUUGUGGUUACUGGUAACUCGACAAACAUAAUGGCUGCAUUAAAUUAAUCUUCAUAGUAUGGCUCGAACUAAUUGAAACUAAUUGUCUUUGUCAACUCGAGUGUGACAUGAUUUGAAUGUAAAGCUUAAACUUUACAUUGUGUCGUCUAUGAUCGUAGUAGUCUGUGAGUUGAAUUCAAAACAUUGCUCAGUUGGCAAAUUUUAUACUUGCGCGCUUUAGGCUUUAAAAUAAAACUAAAUUUGCUGUAGGAGCAAUGAUAAAAUUUGAGAAGUUGAGCGGAUUGUGGAGAAGAUUGUAAAGAAGUAUUAGAAAAUUUAAUGUCGGCUGUAAAGACUUAAUUUAUUGGCCUUUUCAAGCUGUGCAAAUUCCUAUUGCAUGAAGGGCAAUUUCAUUCUCAUAUUUUUGUCUGGAACAGAAGACUGGCACCUUUGUCAAUCAAUUGUUAGCAAGCUUGGAAAUUAUGUUGAUAACACCUUUGAAUGCAGAUAAACAAAACAGAGUUUUGAAAUAAAUUUUUUCAAGGGAUCCUAGCAUAUGUAGUCUUGAGUUUAGAAUAAAGGCAAAUUCCUUGUAGUAAAUUACUUGAUUAGGAAUGUUGAUAUUUAUAAUAUUUUAUUUCUGUGAUAGGUGAAAAGUUUGGAAGGUUUGUUUUCGGUUGCUGCCUUUGGAACACUGGUCCUAGCUAAUAAUGACCUUGACUGGAAUGAGUUGCAAAAAAUACGGCAUGUUCAUAUACUUGAUCUCAGUCUCCAUGGAAACCACAAACUGGAGAUGGAUGCUUAUUGUGAGUGUUUUAAUGUAACUAACAGUCUAAACCUGUAACCUUCAGAUUCAAAUAGUAAUUCUCCUUACUUUCUCCUACACACUUCCUUGUAACUUAGACUGGGGAAUUAAAUUUUUCAUCAAGAUGAUACUCUAAAUGACAUCAACAGGCCUGUUUGUUCUGGUAACAUAUUUGAAAGACAAAUAUUGGAAGCACAAGGAAAAAUUACUUGUUGAACAGCUGUAAGAAUUUAGGGGUUAAGGUUGAAGUUUCUAAGGUUACUUCUGUCUCUAAGGAUCCUUGUGAAGGUUGUGGGACAUUGCAAAAAGGAAUCAAGCUCACCCACUUAUAAAAGGGGGAGUGGUAAAUGUUAAAUGUAUAAAAGGGUAACUUUCUAAAGAAACUGUGGUACUGUGUUGGCAGGAGAGUAUAACAGAGUAAUUUGGUUUUAUCACCCAUAACAUGAUAGCAUAAAUUGGCCACCGUAAGCAGUUUCAAAGCUGACAUUUCAAGCAUUAGCCUUUAAUGUUUGAGCAAUGAUAGAUAAUGAGUGUUGUUUGGACACUUAUACUUCAUAUUUCAGAUUCUUUGUUCUUUCUUUGUUGCUGCAGAUAGGAUGCAUGUUAUUGACAGUCUUCCCCUGGUUUGGAUGCUUGAUGGGCGCAUUAUAACUUGUAAGCUUUACAUUUUAAAACUCUUAACAUUACUAACACUGACUUUUAUAAUAUUACAGUAUACAGCUCAUAUUUAAUCCAAGGUUUCAUAAUUUUUUUUUGUAUUGGCCAUUGGAACUACAAAUAAUCUUAGCUUGGAGUGUUAGAUACUGCUGGCUGUUCACUGUUUUGAAAGAAGAUUAUGAAAUUGCUAAGAAUCGAAAAAAAAUUAUUGACCAAGUUAUUUUGGUGUACAUAUAUCAUGCACUUUUAAUGAUGCACUUUUUGAUGUUUAAUUUGUUUUUGCUACAGCUGCAGAACGUGCUCAGGUGGAACAGUUCUUUAAGGAUUCUGCACUUUCUGAUAGACCUGUGGUAGGUAUAGUAGAUGAUUCUCAGAAAGUUGGUGAACCUGUGAUCAACAAGGCUUCUGAAUAUAAAUUAUAAAAUUUUUGUUGUGCAAAAUAACAUUUAAUUAGUUUGCCUGAUCCUAUUUAUUCCAGAGACACAAGCUUCCCAAGAACCACUUUGUUCCAUCAUCAUUAAAAAACAUCUCACUAACAGGUGUUUUUGGACAAAAGGUAUGUGUUGGCAAAAGUUAAGUUACAAUUAUUAUACCUCAAUCAGUGAAUCUGAUUACUUCUAAUUUUUUAUUUAUUUGGACACUUGAAGCAGUUUUCAGUUGAGUGUAAACAAGCUCACUGGUUUUGCUCAUUAAAAUUCACACAACAUUCUUGAAGCCAGUUUGGUGCCAAAUGUAACCCAGUUACCAGUUAAUAGUUAUUUAUUUGAUAAAGUGCAUGCUCUUCCCAAAUUCUGAAGGCCAUGCUAAUUAUCAAAUCCCCAUAUUAGUUGUUCCCAUACGUAGCAUAUCCACCAGGAAAAAUGUUUUUGAGUGUACUUUGGAAAAUUUUAGGGUAAUUUUAUAUUUCAUACCAGGAGAGGUGAUAAGAUAUAUUGCAUUAUGUGUCCACAUAUCAUUAAUAACCUUUACAAGUGGGCCAAAGAAUGACCAUUUUCCUUUGUCUGUGGCUUGUCUUUUGUAGAGAGAACACUUGAUGAGAAGGUUCCCUAUAAAAGAAAAACUGAAUGUUGGUAAGUUACAAGAAAAUAAGCAGAAUUCAAUCAUAGACUUCACAUUGUAGCUCAAUCUAUCAGUUGACAUUCUUCAUCAGUUUUUUACCUUUUAACUCCUAAGAUCCCAUCAGUAAUUUUCUUUACCGUCUGACAUACAAUUCUUAUGAUGUCAAUUUGGAGAAUUUGGUACUGGAUCAACUAAUAAUCCCCUAAUUGAUAUUUUACUUUAUUUUCAUCACUUCUGUGCUUGAUAUUGUAUUGACAUUGUUAGGAGAAAUUUUCUCUUGGUCAAGAGAAACAGAAUUCUAACAGGAUGGAGUUGGUGACAUGAGACCUGAUGCUCAUCAGUCAGUGAUAUACAGAAAAUUAACUAUUUUCUUUUUUUAUUUUAUGAAGUUUUAAUGCUUUUAAGAUAUAUAUCAGCUUCAAAGACAAAUGUGAAGUUUAAGUUUCACUAAUAAAGUACUUGUAAAUUUGUUUUAUUAAGAUCUCGAUAAGCGACGACUUUUGUACCUUGCUUAUGGCCUCCAGCAAGAAGUGAACCUUUACAUGAAAAGCAAUAUGAAGUAAGUUGAGUUUACUAUUGGUGAUGUUUAAUCUUGGGAUUGACAUGCAAUUAUUUUUCAUUCUGUUUUCACAAUACUUGUUGUAAUCAAAAGCCUUUUGACCAGUUGGCACAAAGAUCUGUGUACACUUGGCCCUUUGAGCUCCCAUGAAUGACCAAGACAGAACUUCUCCCUAUAAUUUCAAUACAAUAUCAAGCAGACAGGUGAUGAGAAUAAAGAAAAAUGUCAAAUUAUCAGUUUAAAAGUUCAUCCAAUACCAAAUUCUGUGGACUAUAAAAAUCAUGAGAAUAAUAUGACAGACAGUAAGGAGAAUUAAUUACCAAUGAGAUCUGGGAGCAAGAGGGUUAAUUGAGAUUAUUCCAUGGAAAGUGCGCAGGAACAAUUUUUGAUCACAAGUUGCAUUCAAAAAAACAAACUUGCGAGUGCAGCAACAAGUCAAUAAAAAUCAUUGAAGUACUUUCCAUGGUUUGAUGUUUUCAUUUUAUACAUUCUGUGAUUUUUUCACAUUUCAAUUCAAAGAUUGAAGGAGAAUGACUAUGAAAAUACAUUGUUCAUCCAAUCAGAGACAUGAAUGAUAGUACUUCACAGUGUUAUAAUCUCAGUAUGUACAAAAUAAAUAACCUUAUUACACACUUUGAGGAAAAGCUGUACAAUUACUUAUAGUUAUGGCUUGGAAUCAAUUUUGUAUAUAAUAAUCUUGUUUCAGGGGGAAGGUGAAACCAUCACUGCUGAUAGAAAAUUUAAUAAACUACAGAAAUGAAGACAUGGAAAGAUGUAACAUGCUAUUGCUAAUGCUAGUGGUGAGUUCAUUGUAUGUAAUUUCUAUUUUUUUUAUUCCAAGGAAGGGGUUGCCAGUUUCUGUCAGUAUUCACUGCUUUAACGUUUGGAAUGGCUCCAUUAAUUUAACAGAUUGAUUAUCUUUUUAUUAACAAUUACUUGUUGUCACUUUGCUUGGGGAAAUAGCAGGGCAUUCUUUAAACUUUAGAGACUGGAGAGCUAAAUUUUACUAGUGACACGUCUCAGCUUUUUUUCCCCGGACUUGGAGAAUGUUCACCCAUUACUUGAAAAUUGAUAAAUAAAUUAUAUUAAAGUUAUUAAAAACUUGAUCAUUGCAUCAAUGGUUUUUAUUGACUUAGUCACCCUGGGUUAUGAGUCAUACCAUGCUCUACAGAUAUAGUAAGUGUAUACGUCAGCUCAAAAUUUAAGUGGAGCUAAAAAACUCAUUUAUUAAUCAAUAUUUUGGGGUGUUUUUAAUUCAAAAAAUUAAUCCACUCGUGCUGGUUGGAUAUGAGAUGAUUAUAGCCAACUUGGCCCUACAACCGUUCCUAGCUAUCCAUCAUUUCAUAUCCAACAAGUGUGAGUGGAAUAACUGUUUAAUUAAUAUACAUUGUAAUUUACGAUCAUUAUAUUUAUGCGGAUGUAUUAUUCUAUUUAGGCAUCCCUGGAAUUUGCAAUUCCUUCACUGCUUGUUCAGCAAACCCUUGAUAUUGCAAGACUGCGAAAAAUAAGGUAAUUAAUUUAAAUCAAAAUUUAUUUUCUCUCAUGAUUGAGUCGUACCAUUGACAUCUCAAAGCUAAAUUUACAAACAGAAGAGGCUUCAUAUAUUUGUAGACUGGUUUGGUGUUAUAUCAAGGUUUUUCAUAAUUAAAUUUCUUGAUAUUGAGUGUCUUAAUUGUUGUAACCAGUUUACAUGGCAUCAAACUAAAUUUGUUUUGGAGGAUAAAUAGAGGUCAAAUGGUUUAAAAUUGCAAGUGUUAUUAUAGUUGUGAGGAUUUGAUUUUGCAUUGGUUCCAUAUUCCAUGAUUUUCUGAAUUCUCGUUACUUCAUUACUUGACAUUGAGUUAAAAGAAGUGUAAUGAUCUACAUCCUUUUGGAAUUCAUUGGUUUAAAAAAAUAGCAAGUGCUGUUUUUUAGUUUUUGGUGACCUAGCUGUAAGUAUUCAUUGUCUGUUUUCAAUUUUGUUUUUCAGAAAUGUUGACACCAUGGAUGUAUUCAUGCUCCCUCGGGAUGUCAGAUGCCGAUUGAUUUCUUUGCUUUUGGGGGCUGUGAAAAUUGAGCGUGAUCAACACAUUGUAAGUGUAACUUUUUUGUUGACCUUUGCAAAAAGAGUAGUCUGAAAAACUUUUGUGCAUUAUGAAGAUGUCUGGUCAUUGAGCAAUUGUUAAGAAUAGUACACUUAGUCUUGAGUAAGAAGUUUUCAAGCACAAGCAAUGAUGAGCAAAAAUUGACUUGAAUUUUUUUAUUUUCAGUUUAUUUAUAAUGGAGGUGUUCUUUAUUUUUGUUGUCUUUUGCUAGGAUGGUGGAUUGUACAACAGACUGUACCUGUGUCUUUAUGAUCUUGUUGCUGAUCUGGUUAGACUUGCCAAUGGAGACAGUGUAGCUAAGUACGAAUUAAAUCUAGAAAUUUUGGUUUAGUAUUUGUUCAAAUCAUGAUCAUAGCAUGAUGACUUAGUUAAUGUUUUAUUAUUGACAACAUGGUGUGGUGACUUUCACUUGUAGAUAUCAAGCAACACGAAAAAGGCUGGAUUCAAGGUUUGUUCCCAAAAUUGAAAUCAUGAUAUUAUAUAUUUAACUGUUCAACUCCUAAGAUCUGAUUGUUAAUUCUCCUAAUCAGCUGUUCCUCAUUUCCUUUUAUAUAAAGGAGAAUUUGGUGUUAGACUUUCAUAACCACUUCUACCUGAUAAGUUUGAGUAUUCUCAUUACCUUUUUGCUGGAUAAUGUGUGGAUAUUAUAGGGAGAAGUUACAUGUUAAACACUUCAGUGUUAAAGGGUUAUAACCAUGAACUGUAACUUCUCAUUUUUUUUUUCUUUUUUGCGGUUAAUCUUAGCCAUCACCACCAUAAACAUUUUGCUAAGUAGGAAACCUAUAUACUUGGACUUGAGUGUUUAAAAUAUUGCAAUCAAAUUAAUUGUUUAAGGCUGAAUCCCUGACUGAACUUUUUACUGAACUGUAGACUGGACCCAUGGUAUUGUUCUCCUGGGGUACUGCAUUUUAUCCCUUAUGAUUUAUAUGUAUUCUGCAAACUGUAAAACCUGAAUUUCUUGCUGGUUAUAUCCUGAAACUUGAUCAUUGUUUUGCUAUUUACAGUCAAUGUGGUUUUUCUAAGAUUGGAGAAGGAACAUUUAGCAAAAUCAAUGUUUUCUGUUUGUUGCUAAAUUGAUGAACAUCUCUCUUAAAGCCCCACUAUAAUUUUAUAUUUCAAACAUGAAUACAGCAAGAACCAAGGAAUUGUAUUGAGGAUAAACAAUGAUUGUUUUUCUUUUAUUCUCUCAUUUUUGUUUUGUUUUGUUUGUUUUUUUCAUUUUUGAUAAAAAUCAUAACAAUUGAAUGAUGUACUAGUUGUAUUUAUAACAUUCCUGUUGUAGGAAAGCUGGGUACAGAUGCUUGUUGGCAUCAGAAGUGGUUCAGCUUCUCUGUAUUGUACCUGUCUUCUUUGACUUCAUUGGAAAAGAUCCUGGUAAGUAAGAUUAAGGAUAAAUUUGUCACAAUUAAUAUGACUUAAUGACAUGGAAAAACCAUCAGGGAAAUAACAAAGUGAACAAAUCUUUCUCUUUUUUAGGUGUUUUGGACUUAAUAAUUGUUGCCACUAAAGAUGAGAUGAUUGGUGAGAAGAUCAAGUCACUGAGUUGGAAAAUUCAGUCUGAAGGGGUGAGAGUGACAGUACUUUAAUUUAGGAUUUUAGAGUACAGAUAGUUUAAAAGAUGUUGGUCUGAUAGCAUGUUGGAUUCUAUGUGAGGGUAAAUGUUGAUAGUUGUUAUUAACUGGGAUGAAAUCUUCUAAUAGGAUUAAUAGAGAUGAAGUAGGUAAGAACAAAACAAGGAUACUGAUAGCAAAUUAUGAUGAAGUCUUUAAAAUUCUGUUUGAUGCAUGAUAAGUAAAAUGGAUUUAAUGGCUGAAAGUGUAACUGGUAAUCCUGUGCAGUGGUCUGUACAUGUUACUGUGAACACUCACAUGGAAUGUUAUAACUUCACUAUAGGUAGUCAUUGAAUUCUAGAGCAGUAUUGUGGAAAGGAAAGACCGCUUUUCCAUUUCUAUCAGUUGUAGGGUUUUUUUUUUUUUUUGCUCAGAGUAAUUAGCAAAUUUCAGUACUUGAAGCCUGUCUUAGUUACUCUGCAAAGUGAUGUUGUGUGACAUGCUAGUGGAUAGAAAGGUUGAGAUUAGAGGUACCUUUACACCCUAACAUCAGUAUGCAUAUUCUCCAUACUGUUUUCUUUACAUUUGGUAAGGUGUUGACAAGGAGAAUUUGUUUAUCAAUCAAGAAAAUAUUUAGUUGGUGAUCAUUUCCUAUAUUCUCAUGACCUUACGGUGUGAUGCAGAGGUUAUACUGUUGGGAUAAGUCAGAUGCUAGUCACUCCAGGGUUAAUUUCAUGAAUGGAGUGCUGAAAUGAACUGAGGAAAAUAUUUUUCCCCUGAUAUUUUUUGGUUAAGUGAGUUUUCAUGGUUGAGGUAAGUGUUGUGCAGAAAGAGGGAGAUUAGAAACUAAUUUUGGGAGGAAAUAGUUGAAUUGAUCAUGUGUUAUUAUUGUGUUUGGAUUAGGGAGGAAUGAACAAAGUGUCCAGAGAAAUUGCAGAGUAUCUUCUGGAAUGUGUGAAACAGGCUAAUGCAGCCAUGUCAGGUUCUACAGCAGUUCUCAUUUCAUUUUAAACACAAUUUUGUCUCUUUUAACAAUUUUUGGUUUCUGUACAAUGUGACAUGUAUUAAAGAAUGUCAAGUAUUUCCCCAAAAAAUUUCAAGAUUCCUAAAAACAAUUUGACCACUCAAGAGUGCCUUUCUGUGCAGCUCCUUAUUUUCAAACAGACUGCCAACUGAUCUAGAUUUAGAACAGAGUCAUUGGGCAGCUAUCACAUGGGGGAUCUAAAUUUAAGAAAAUCUGUAAAUUUUUUGCUGUUGGUUUUGAUGUAAAGUUACUACAUUUCUCAGAAAUCUCAAAAUGUAGCAAAUUGUUUUAUUUUAUUUUUCAGUAAAUUUGAAGACAAUCUCAAAACAUAAAGGAAGCUACUGCUGCAACAGUUUCUAGACCCUUGGAAUAUUUGAAGCUCUUUUAAUUGAAAGCUUUUUCAUUUCAUACUAGGAAAAAAGGGCACAGACCAUGGAAAGCUCUUGGAAGCUGAGAAACAAGUUAGCAGUGUAGAGCCAAGUUAUGUUAUAACUGUAAGUUUGCAACAAACAACUGUUUUUUCUCUGUGUAGAAGCUAAGUUUUCUUGUUUUACAUUUCUUUAAAUGUCACCUGCAUCUUUGCAUAUUAUUUAAUAACCCUUUAACUCCCAAAAUGAUAAACAUCAGUGCAUAACUUCUCCCUAUAUUUUCAUCACAUCAUCUAGCAGAAAGGUGAUAAGAGUAGACAAACUAGUCAGCUAUAGGGCGUUAUCUUACACCUGUUAUGGUCUCUGCUUGCAACUGAAAUUGAAUCUAACAUUGUUCAAAAGUUCAACGUUAGAGCACUUUUCAAUCGAGAGUCUCAGAACCAAAACCAAUGAAAGUCAUCACAAGAAAAAAAAUGCUAUAAAUCAAGAGCUAAUAAGAACUCAAACUAAAACUGACCAGGCUGCCUAAAAUGCAGGAAAAUGCUGUCUACUUAGUUGUGUUUGGUUUUAAUUUUGCAUCUGAUUGGUUAAGAGGGUGGUGCAUGUUUUCUGGACCAAUCACAGAGCAAGCACUUCCAUAUUCAUUUCUUUAAUUUUGCAUCUCAUUGACUGAGAGAGUGGUGUGAGUUUUUUGGACCAAUCAUAGAGUGAAGUGAAGUAAAAGCAAAGCAAUCUCAGAUUACUUUUGAUGCUCAAUUAAAAAGUGCUCUAACUCUAGAAAGUGAUUUCCAUGUUUUGUUUUUCAGUCAAAAAGGUUGUUGAAGGCAAGCCAUGAGAGGCCUCACUCUUGUAAAGGAUCUGUCUGGUCAAAACUACAGAGGUUGGUUUAGUUUUAUUGGAAUUUUAUCUUGGAAGGGCACUCUUUUUGUGUGGUGAAGGUGGGGGGAGAUCCUUGUCCCAAAAGUGUGUGACCAUAAAAACAUCAGAACUUUUCAAUUAAAUUUUUCGAUGACGAAGAUCUUGGCACGGCAGAAGGUUAACUUGACCCCACCAAAAAGGUAUCACCUCAAAUUUUUUAUUGUCAAGAACAGAACUGGAAAUGACCAGAUUUCUUCUACAGGAAUGGAGAACCCUCUAGAAUGUGCCUUGUUCUGCAUGUGUGGCUUUCUAAGCCCCCAACAAGUAUCUGGGAGGCACAUGUUUGAAUUCUGUUAAAACCUUGAAAGUUUUGCUAAUUUUCUCCACAUGCAGUUGCCCAAGUCUUGGGUAAUCUGUGAGGAUCAUUCAUUUACUUUAUAUGCUUACACAGGUCAAAUGAAAUUUAUUUUUGUAAAAAGUUAUGCAAAGCUUGGAAUUCUCAAUCAGCUUCAUGUAAAAAUGUUUGAUGUAUUUUUAAGGGAUGACUUACCUAAUGGAUUUAAAAGCAGAGCUUCUGCAAGAGUCAUGUCUGCUGUUGGUGCAAAAACGAACCAAAAAGCAUUACAGAGAAAAAGGAUCAAGUUAGUUAGGAGGAAACCUGGUAAAAUGCCAACAAAGUUUUAAUUCUCCUUCCAUUUUAUUCAUUAACUAUUAAAUAACUGUAAGUAGACAAUGAAAAUGAUGAAAAUUGGGAUUACCUAUGAGUAUCUUAAAAGGCAAAUCUAUUCCUUGUGUAAGAAUUGUAAAAUAACUAAUAAGUACCACUUUGUUUCAAGAACAGGGUUGAGAGAAAUUCUGCAGUCUGUGUUACAGUUUGUUUAGUUGACACUUACUGAACCAGCCCAGUAUUUAUUUAAUAUUUACAGCAUCUUGAAAUUUUGCAAAAACACAAAAAUUCCAAACCAAAUUUCAAGACCUGGAAAUACUGGUAAUAUAGAAAACAAAGUUUAAUCUUGACAAAAGUGAGAGAAGUCAAAAGGCAUUUUUUUUUUUUAAAUAAAUUUGAAAUGAGGUCAUUGUAAGCUAGCAGAAUCUUAAAUUAUAGGCUGUUAUCAAAAGUAGCUUGAUCCAGGUAUUUUAAGUUGUGGGCCAAACCCUUAACAAUCAUCAUCCUACUCAAGGGAUUGGCUUUGAAUCAUAACUUUGUGACUGUAGAGUAACAAUAUUUUAUAGUGCAUUGGAUGCCAUUGUCAGACCAUAGGUAAAGCCAGUACUCACUCAUGAAUAAAGGGGGUAAAUGUUUCUGAAGAAACUGUGGUGCUGCAUCAGUGGGAAAGUAUGAUGAGGUAUUUGGUAUCAUCGACUCAAUUGAUAAUGUAAAUUGGCCACCAUAAAGAGUUUCAAAGCUAACAUUUCAAGCAUUAGCCCUUUGUCAGAGCUUUGGCCCUAACAAAGGGCUAAUGCUUGAAGCAUCAGCUUUGAAACUCUUUAUGGUGGCCAAUUUACAUUGUCAACGUAGUUGAUAUAAUGCCAAAUUUCCAUAUUACUUGUACUGAUUUAUUUCAUUAGGCACCUGGAUAAUGUGAACUGUUUUUUCUAUUUUAGUGCUUGGUGACAGAGUAGAGGUUGGCCAUCAGGUACAACUCAUUUUGUUUUAGAGCAACUCUCUAUCUUGCUUUUUGGAAAAAUACUCUACUCUAUUUGAUCUUUUGUUAAAGAAUGCACAUGAACAUAAUGCUAAUGAAGCUAAUGAUUUCUGAAAAAAAAUUUUUCUUGUCUGAGUUCAUUUUUUGAAAAAUGUCCUCUGUCAUUAAAGAGAGAAGGUGGUAACUGCUUUUAACAUAUUUGAUCAGUUAAUUUUGAAACAUGAAGUUGUUUGAUUUUCCUAGACGUAUGGACGCCUCGUAGCUCUUCCAGAGUUGGACAUGGGCUUAGUUCAGCUGGAGACUGUAGCAGGUACAUAUAUUAUUCUGAAAAACAAAUCCGGUGAGGUUAAUUUACAAUUUGAAUUAAUCAGUGGAUAAGUUAAUGAUAAAAACCUUUCCUCAGCUCCCAAGUUCCAGCAGGCAGACUUUCCCAUCAAUUACCUGGACCAGCAGUUCCUGUAUGUUGACUUUGCUGAUAUCAACUGGGAUUGUGCAUCAGAGACAUGGAGACCAUCUUAUUCAAAGUGAGUAUUAAAGUAAAGUGGACAUUUCUGGCCAGAUACAUCUAAAUUCUCAGCUAGAACCCUGAUAUAGACUAGCAUCGCACAUAGCCAUGAAAUUUGCUUCAAUUUGCUAAAUAUUGGGCACAAUCUUUCCAAAAUUAAAUGGUUGGCAUUGCAAAAACAGUUCAAAGGUAAGUGACUCACUGUGUUGAUUGAGAAGCAGUACAGGGGUCUUUCCUGCUUGUAGCAAUUUGUCAAUAAAAUCAGACUCUCUACUAGUUAGGGAUAAUAAAACAAUUUCCUUUAUAUUCAGAGAAUUCGUGGAAAGUCACAGUCAAAAAGGUUAGUAUGAGUUAAUUUGUUUGGUACAUAAAUUAAUUGAGUCACUCUUAACAUCAACACCUGCUGAAGGGUAGCUAUUGGAUCCUUAGUUAGUGGCAGUUACUAGUAACAGCAACUGUAAUUUAUGUCGUCAAAUGUGAACAAACUCUGCUUCAUUUUAGGAUCAAGGAGUAAAACACUCAACACAAGCUAUGAUAACAGGGUAUGGCUCAAUGAAAGUUUACUAUGAUUUUGCUUAUAGACUCAGUUGAUAUUUUUUAUUAUUAGUAAUUAACUCUGUUAUUAAUAUGUUCGUUAAUGUAUUGAAAUCAUUCCACUAUAAAUGAUUGACAGAUUUAUUAAUUGACUGAGUGACUGAUUGAUUGGCAGAUUGGUUGAGCAUUUGAUCAACGUACUAAUAAAUAUGACUGUAGCUGUUUUAUUGUGUCUUGGAGAAUGGUUCACCUAUAACAACGCUUAAAUCUGUGAUAAUGGUGAUGAUUAUUUUUUUAAAAUCAGUAUUUUUCUCUAGGAAGAGGUUGCUCAAUUUCUAUCAGAUGCCAUUAGGCAAAAUCUCCAACUCAGAGUUGAUCUGCCGGCAGCCUACAAUACUGAUGCCACAUCAGCAAUUGGGGAACCUGUAGCAACAGGUAAAUGAGGCAAAUUGAGCAGUGUGUCAGGUUUAUCAAGAUUCAAAGUUAAUAGCUGUCAUGGUGGUAUGCAAGUCUAAGAAACUAUGUACAAAGUCUAAGAUAAUGGAUGUUACCAUAACAAAGGACUCAGAAAGUGUUUGCUUAUUUUGUAUGAUUUGUUUUACCUUUUUUCAGGAGAGACUGUAAUAACAGAUCAUGUGAGAUCAAUUGUACGAGAGUGCCUGCAAGAAGCAGAUGUAAAAUGGACAAGCUCUUAUGAACCUGAUAUUAAUGGCAACCACUUGCAUGAUCCAACAGAUAAUGAUGAUGUUGAGCAGCCUGUGCCAGAGAAGGCUGACAACUUGGUAUAAUGAAUUUAAAAUAUAGAAACAUCUUUAACUUAUAAAAUCUUAUGAAAGAUGAAGCACCCCAAAUGAUUAUGAUUUUGCAACUACUGUUGCUUAUGUUUUACUAGGAUCCAAAACAGCCCUAACUUCUUACUUUCUGGGAAAUGUUAAUUGUGUAAUAUAAUUCUCUGAGGGACAAAGUUUUCCAGAAAAGUGUGACAACCAACGCUUGACUCUGAAGAUGUGUUUUACUCAGGUGGUCACAAUGUCAGUCACUACAACUAUUACAAAUGAAAAGUGUCAUUUUCAAGACCACUCCCUCAGGUACAAUUAGACCACACUGUUACCCCAGGGUGUAAACCAUCCUUGAUGUGGAAAUGUGUCAGUUUACCAUUUGGAUUUUACCCUCAGGAAGCUUAAGUCUAAGAGUCUUUGGACCAGUAUCCUUCGCAAUUUUUUUGCAGGCUCAAAAGGGAUUUGAGCUUGCAAAGGCACAGGCAGACAAAAAAAGAAUUUUAAUUCUGACCAAUUUUUCAUUUUUCAUUUUUCAGUCCACCCCUGUUGUUGUAUCAGAGGUGACAGCUAAUGCUGAUUCAGAAUCCUACAAAGGUGAAGUUUGCAACAAGAAAAUAUGUUAACCCUUUAAUCCCUGAGAGUGAACAAGACAGAAUUUCUCCUUACAAUAUCAAUACAAUAUCAACCAGAUAAGUGACGAGAAUAAAGAAAAAUAUCAAUUUGGGGUUGAUUAGUUGAUCCAGUACCAAAUUCUCUGAACUAACAUUAUAAGAAUUGUAUGGUUGACAGUAAGGAGAAUCACAAAUUUGAUCUGGGAGUUAAAGGGUUAACUUAACAUGAAAGGUAAUCUGCUUAAUUGAUACUCAAUCACUAGUCAAAGAAUUAUUUCAGAUUGGAUGGAUACAUAUUUACUUUUGCAAUUAACAUCUCUUACAGUGUAGCCUUCUAGAUUGAGAGACAAGUGCAAACAGAUUUCCUUUUUUAUGUCAAGAUUACUUCCACUUUCACAGUUACUCUUUGACUGCAGUGAGAUUUGAGAAAAUAGUGUUUUGUUACUCAUUAUCACUCACAGUUUACAGUGUGAAUUGUGGUGUCAAAAAAACCAUCAAAUACUUAAGAAGAAGAAAAUUUACCUCUGACACAUUCAACAUGGCUGGUCUUAGUUUGCACCAACAACAAUCAGUUUGUGUUGGUUUAUUGGAGCAUUGAAAAAUUGUUGCCAAGCCAUCUAUGUGGAAAAGUCGUGCUUAAAUGAUAUGACUUCUUCUCAACAGAUUGUGAGGUGUUAGAGGAAGAUACUGAGGUGAACAGGUAAGAGGGGAAUCAAACCCUGUUGUAUAGUUGGGUAAUUUAGUAUCAUCAGCUGAGUUCAUAACGUAAAUUGGCCACCAUAAAGAGUUUCAAAGCUGAUGCUUUGAGUGUUAGUCCUAAGUCAUUCAAUCUGACAAAGGGCUAAUUCUCAAAAUGUCAGCUUUGAAACUCUUUGCAGUGGCCAAUUUACAUUGUCAACUCAGUUUAUAAUACAAAAUUACCCUGUCGUACUCCCUCACUGAUGCAGCACCACAGUUUCUUAUUAUAAGAAACUAAAUUAACCCCCUUUAUCAUACAGCUAUUAAUUCAACCAAUCUGCUCCAUGGUAAACCCACACUUACAAUAGAAUAUCUCUUAUUUUCAUCAUUACACCUACUAAGAAAACUGCAAAAGAAUCAAGAGUAACUCUUUUACAGCCAGGUAGACACAAUGGCAUAAUGAUGCUGGACUCUGGGUCAAGAGGGCCAGGUUCAAGAUCUGUUUGGGUCAUUGUGUUGUGUUUUUAGGCAAAACACUUCAGUCACACAUAUGGCUUCUCUCUACUUAGGAGUGUAAUGGAUUUCAGCAAAUUGUUAGGGAAGCCUGAUGAAAUGCUUGGGGAAGGGGGGGCAACCUUGGGAUAGACUGGCAUCCCAUCCAGGGGGGAGUUAGUAUUACUUGUAGUUGCUUCACACUAUGGAAACCAGGAUCUGAUGAGUUCUCUAUCGUUCUUUAGCAAAGAAAUUGAAGACAAUUUUCUUCUUAUGGAGGAUGAAGGUGAUGACAUCGCUUUGGACGAUCUUGGCUCAGAAAGUGCACAGUACUUUCCUGUUGAUUCUGAAGGAAUGGAGGAAAUGGUCUCGUACACAGAACACGCCAGAAUAAAUGCAUGGAAGACACCUGAAGUGAUUAAAAAGGCUGCUGAGAAAGGAGUACCUUCCAGGGUGGGAAGUGCUACAACAAGAGUGAAUUCCAUUUCAGCAGCCCACCCUCCCCCACAGCGACCCUCAUCACCGACCCAGCCAGGUGUUGUUCCAUUUAUACAGGCCAACAGAUGGUUGGCAGGGGGUCGGGAUGUGAGUAGCACAUCUGUCAAGCGUGCAUCUGUUCUUCUGCCUGGAUGGAUGGAAGGAUUGGAAGAAAGAAGACCCAAGUCUUCUCCAGCCAUGAGAGGUCCUAGGUAAUUUCCUUUAAUUUACAUAUAAAUAUUAUUGAUAUGGCAAAUGCUAUAAACUGGAGCCAAGUAAUUUUAUCUUGAAAUUAUUCCCAAGUGUUUCCUUUCUGAAUCACUCCUAUCAUUGUUUCAAUUAGCUGUGGUACCAGUAACUUUGGUUGUCUCUCUUUUCUCUCAUCUUUUUCAGAGUCCUAGCUCAGAUAUUCUGAAUUACAGAAAUCCCUUUAAUAGCUGAAAUUCAUGCAUUGAAAUAUUUUUUUAUGAGCCAAUUUUAUAAAUUUUUUGUAAAAAUGUUGCUAUGAUCUAGUACCAAACUUCAGGGGAUAUAGCAUCAACUGUUACCAAGAACCUCACUGUUUCUUGAAUCUGUUGGACUACAAAAACUUCAACCCAGACUUUUGGAAAGGCUUGUACCCCUAAUCUGUCUCUCAUUUAAGAGUUUCUGUAAGGUAUAUGGUUAUAGAGUAUUUGAAUUUAAAAAUUGUAAUGGAUAAUUUUUUUGGUUGUGAUUGUUUUUCUAGUAGGCAAACCUCAAGUCCAAUUACCUCUCGGACAAGAGUGUCUAGACCCACUACAGGUACAAAUAACUUAACAGAAUUUCAGCUGAAUUUGAUGUGUUGAACCAUUUACUGUGAGAAGGAAACCUGGUUUGUUAUGUGGUUGUACCAAUGUUAGGCUUCCCUUGAUUAAGUAAAAAUGAAAUGAAUAAAUGAAUGAAAAUGGGAGUGACGUGAAGUGGCCCUUGUUUUCAAUAACUGGCCUACUCAUAGUACAUCUGCUAUGAUUUGUCAAUUUAGCAGACAGUAUUUCUCUGUAUGGCCCAAUAAAUUUACAAGUUUGUCUGAGUUGAAAUAUUUCUGCCCCAGUUGAACCCAAACAUAUGAUAAAUAUCUUGCUAACCACAGUUUCUUGGUUGGUACUGUAAGUAGUUAAACCUUUUUUUUUUUUAACCAUUGCCCUUGGGCCCUUAAUCGAGAGGUAAAAACUUGAUUUGUAACUUAUGGUACGCACUUAAAACUUGGUCAGGAAGAGGUAUUUAGGUGAAAAAAAAAUUAAAAUUAUUUUAUGAUGCAGGGCGACCUCUAGGACAAAGUGGACAGUUCAUAAUGAGAGGAUCUUCUCAUGUACAGUAUCAGUUUCAACCUACUCGGGUAUGUAAAAGAUAAAGUUUACACUCCUUAAAAAUAGAUAUUCAUUUUAAGUUGUUCCUUUUGACCUGCUUUUUCUAGUUUUGAAUUUUUAACCUAAUGCAAUAGUGUUAAUUUGACUGUGGCAGACAAUUCAAAGUGAACAGAUUGCAUCACAGUAUGCCACCUCUAUGGUGUCAUAAGAAUCUAAGGCAUUGGCAUUUCCACUCAAGACCUCUCCUUUGAUAGACUACUACUAAAUUUUGGUUAGAAAAGGCUUCUUGCUAUUAUGGGGUAAAGGCUGUGCUGCACUUUUUGUUGUUUUCAGGCAUAAAAUUACAUAUUAGUGGAAGUUGAUUUGAAGUUACUUUCAUCAGUUAUUUUCCGUGUUAACAUACAGUUCUACAUCAAACUUUAUGGUGAUAUCAUCAUAUUGACAUAAUGUUUUACUACAACAUCUCACUUAAAAUCAAUAGCUUAUUAUUAAUUGGUAACUUUCUCUUCUCUCAUACAGGUUGUCAUAAGAAGGAGAUAAUGGAAGGUUACAGUCACAUGACCACAUGUGUGCUUAUGCUUCAUUAAAUUUCCUUCUAUAUCAUUUAAAUUUUUCUCAAACAAUAUACCUUAAAUUUUGAAGUUUAAGGGGACUAUGUAAAAUUCAUGACAUGAUCAUGAGCCACUGACCAAAUGCAUCUGUUCCCAUCCUUACCUUUACUGCUUCUGCGGUGAUUUAUGAGAAAAAAAAUACUUGUACUAAUGCAUCAUAUUGAUAGAGCAAAUAAUGAUUGGAAAGGACAGACUAAGGCUUUUUUUAUGCAAAGAAUUUUAAGUGGUCAAUAUUUUCACUUGCUCCACUAUUUAAAUCCACUUUACAAAAAACCUUCUGAAUUCUCCAAAGCUUUGUGAAGUAUCAAGGUUUUAGCAAAGUGCUGUUUGAACAUUUAAAAAAUAUAUUUAAGAAAAGAAGUUAAUGUUAUGUUAUUUAUGCUGUUAGUCAGCAACAGAUUUUCAAGUUGACUGCACCAUCAGUCAGUUUACUUUUAUGUAAUUGCUGUCUUUGACCUCUUUGUAGUAAAGUUAACAUGCACAUUUUAUUUCAUACAUACAGCAUAAUCUAUCAUUAUUUUAUGCUGUUGUAGGAAUCAUACCUUUUUGCUGGUUUGUGUAACUAUUUAAUGUUUGAUUGUUAUUUAAAAUCUGGUUUAAGUGUACCAUUAGAUAUUUAUAUUUAAUCAUAAAAAGAAGGAUAUUUUUUGAGUUGCGAGGGCUUAUUAAAAGUAAUAUACAGUUGACAAGAUGUGGUUAAUGGAUAUUUGUUAUUAAUUUAAUAGAUGCAGCCGGUCAUUCGUUUUUGUGUUGAUAAUAAAUAUAAUUACUAUUUUUCUGAAGUGUGGAAGUUCAGAUUUCUUUGACACCUAAGAGCAGUAUUCAGAUACUCAAACAAAGCACUUUUAUUACACAAAAUGCUUUAUUUUCAUUACUCUUGGACCUAUUUUACUGUGAUCGUUUGGUUGACCAAAAAUUUGCAAAUUUAAUCCUUUUUGAGGUGGAAUGAUUCCCAACCUUUUAAAUCCCUGAGGCGGAAAACACGUAACUUCUCAAGCAAUAUUAGUACAUCAUUCUGCAAGCAGGCAACGAGAGUUAACAAAUGCAUUACAUUGAUACAGCACCAAGUUCUCAUAACAGAUUUUCAAAGAAAUAUACUUAUAACAAUUAGAAGGGAG